AUGGUAGCAAAGUGGGCGGGGGAAGGUUUAUCAAUAGAUGUCGCGGCUAUUGCACGUGACUUUUGGUGGGUUGUUAAGGCGCCAUAUUUCUUUUGUGAACCAAUCAUGGAGUCGUGUACUGGAAGUCCUCCGAAGAAAACGAACUGUAGAAUGCGUAUACUGAAAGAAGAAACAAUUGAUAGUCUUGUCAAGGGACGAGAGAUAGCCGGACAUAUUAAGCAUAUCAUCAAAGACCGACUAGGGUAUGAAUCAUCCCAACUGCAUCUUAUAGAAAAGCAAACUAAUUCUACUUUGAAAUCGUUGAAUGAUAGUGCAUCAAAGUAUGGCCUAUUCGAGAAUUUUAAGGAGAAAUACCAAGCUUACAUGAAAAGUACUGUCAUCCUUCAGCAGGGCAUGGUGUCCAAAUUAGCAGAAGUUAAUGGACCAUAUGAAACAAUGAAAAGAUGGUUAGAUAAUCCUACAACAAAAAGUAGACCAGAAGAAUUGAAAAAACAGUAUUCCAACUUGCUUGAUGACCAUGCAAGCAAAAUAACACUUUUGAAAAAGGAGAAAAAGGCACUGACAAAGGUACGUGAACAGUUGACAUCAUGCCAGAAGAAACUGCAAAAUGUUCAAGCUGCCCUACAGAUAAGUGUAAAUUUGGAUGUAGAUGUAUCAGCCCGUCAGAUCAAAGAGCAGAGAACUCUUAAAGGGUUGGAAAAGGAAUUGAUCAAUCAUCUUGAUAAAAUUCUGAGACAGUGCCAGGCGUUAAUGAUAGAAGAAGCCGAAAGUCGGAAAUUCCUUGAAGAGGGUAUGAUCAGGAUUGCAGGAGAAAUAGAAAAAUUUGAAGAAGAACGAGUGAAAGUUAGCAAUGCUGCCAUGAACAAAUUUGUACAGAUAUUGAACCAACAGGAAACCAACAGAACUGAAAAGACACAGGCAACACUUGACUUGAUGGCAUCAGUAUCACCAAGAUUUAUUGACCUUCCCAAGGUGUCUUUGAAGACAAAAGAUCAUGCCUUUUUCUACAAAUUUCCAAACAUCGCAGAACAGCUGAGAGAAAUGGGACUUUCAGAGACAGCUACUGCGCCAGAACCUGUAUACAGACAGAUGUUCGGAUCUCCCAAUACUGAUUCUACAACUUCCUCUCCUCAAGAAUCUUCGUCAAUACAAUCUUCUUUUUCCAAAGGUUCAAAUGAUGGUGAACAUUCCAAUGACAAGGUCAAAAACCUUUCCAAAACUAAAACAACAGAUGAAAACAUCAACAAAACAUCUAGACAGAUGACUCAUGAAAGAAUGGAACAAACAAAAAAUCCCAAGAAAGUGAGAAAAACCGUCAAAAAGGAGGAAAUGUCUACAGUGCAGGAACUCAGUAUAACAAUAUCCCCUCAACCUGUUGACGAGGAAACACCAGUAAGGAAGUUUUCUAUGCCCUCCCAGGAUUCAGAUGAAGAAGAUGAUGCUCCACCACCUCAUGUCUGUAGACAAGGAUGGGUAAGCAGUGAGGAAGAGCAAGUCUCUGUAAACAAGAUGGAGCAGGACAUUUCUCAGAGGGACGUGGCCCAAUACCCUUACCAUGGUGUACCCCUAGAACAAUGUCGUCUACUUAAAGCUCUUGUGACACACAGUUCUUCAGAUAACACCAGCCUCAGCUUUGAAAAAGGACAGAAAUUGGUGCAGACCCACAAAGCUACAGAGGAAGGCAUUGCCUACGGUUACACAGGCAAACACAGCUACAGCAAGGUCAAGUAUGGCUACUUCAGUCUCAGGCAGAUGAAGACAUGGAAACCAACCACAAAGAAUAUCAUUAAGAAUUUAUUUACAUAA
This is a messenger RNA of Ylistrum balloti, 1806 nucleotides long. RefSeq lists its product as uncharacterized. The record is from RefSeq and is a predicted model, not a curated record. The transcript has 11 exons. NCBI's taxonomy places the organism in Eukaryota, Metazoa, Mollusca, Bivalvia, Pectinida, Pectinidae. The coding region runs from base 1 to 1806 and encodes 601 amino acids.